Aphanomyces astaci is the source of this 977-nucleotide messenger RNA. RefSeq lists its product as hypothetical. The transcript has 4 exons. The record is from RefSeq and is a predicted model, not a curated record. Bases 41 to 946 code for a protein of 301 amino acids. Lineage: Eukaryota; Oomycota; Saprolegniomycetes; Saprolegniales; Verrucalvaceae. Gene Ontology annotation, biological process: retrograde transport, endosome to Golgi; intracellular protein transport. Gene Ontology annotation, cellular component: endosome; retromer complex.
GCUUACUAGUAGUGCCAAGAUACGUCCUUGACAGAACGCCAUGAAGAACUUGUUUUCGUUCGGUACACCGGCAGAGCUGGCCAUCAACUUCACCGGAGAAGAUUCACGCCGAAAGGAAGGCGACUUGUUGAUCUACGCGCCGACGGACGACAUUAGCGGCACCUUGCGCUUGACCGCCAAGAAAUUGGACCAUGGCGGGAUCAAAGUGGAGCUAAUAGGGGUGAUUCAAACCACUGUAGACAAAAGCUCUCAGUUUGAAUUCACGGCAUCUGUGCGUGCCUUGUUGCAGUCGGACACGCUGGACGGCACCGAGGUACACCCAGCCUUCGUCCGUCGCAUUGUCCUUACCGUGGUCCAGGAACUUCCCUUUGCCUUUGUGAACGUGGACAAGCCACACGAAUCGUACUAUGGCAAGACCGUCAAGUUGCGGUACUUUGUCCGCGCCACGGUCCUUCGCAGUUACGCCCCCAAUUUGACCAAGGAGCAAGACUUCCUCGUCCACUCGCCCGAAGUCACCCCGGAGCUCAACAGCACGAUCAAGAUGGAGGUGGGCAUCGAAGACUGUCUGCACAUCGAGUUCGAGUACAACAAGUCUAAAUACCAUCUCGACGACGUCGUGGUGGGCAAAGUAUACUUCUUGCUCGUGCGCAUCAAGAUCAAACACAUGGAGCUCGCCAUCGUUCGUCGGGAAGCGUCGGGAUCUGGACUCGACAAGCUCACGGAUACGGAGACCGUCACCAAGUUUGAAAUCAUGGAUGGCGCGCCGGUCAAAGGCGAAUCCAUCCCCGUGCGGCUGUUUCUUGGAGGCGUCGGCCUCACGCCCACGUUCAAGAACGUCAACAAUAAGUUUUCGGUCAAGUACUUCCUCAACCUCGUCCUCGUCGACGAAGAGGACCGCCGGUACUUUAAGCAGCAAGAGAUCACAUUGUGGCGCAAGCAAGUGUAAUGUUAAAAACUGUUCACUCAUGCAUACCAAA